Messenger RNA from Bactrocera neohumeralis, 4354 nucleotides. RefSeq lists its product as uncharacterized. Bases 3518 to 4309 code for a protein of 263 amino acids. NCBI's taxonomy places the organism in Eukaryota, Metazoa, Arthropoda, Insecta, Diptera, Tephritidae. The record is from RefSeq and is a predicted model, not a curated record. The transcript has 2 exons.
CCGUGUCGCUUUUUAAAUUUAGUAAACCAUCCAUCGCUUGCUCGGAAUGCAUUUUUAUUCUUCACCAAAAAUUUGUUUAGCUUUUUCCUUUAAUAUUGUUGCUGUCAAUGUACACUUCCUUUCACCAAGAAUGGGAAUUCCCCUGUGUUAAAAAUGAAAAAAAAUUCUCAGAAAUUAGGAAAAUAAGGCAAAACAAAAACUAAAAUAUAACUUGGGAUUCCCCUUUCUAUUUUACAUUUGUUCAGUAAAAUAAAAAUCAAGAAUGGGAAUUCCCUUGUGUUAAAAAUGAAAAAAAAGCUCUCAGAAAUUAGAACCUCAAGUUCUAAUUUCAGAGCGGUCAAUGCAAACAAAAAAAUGGUUGUGUUUAAAAUAAAAAAAAAAAUGCUCAGAAAUUAGAACUUCAAGUUCUAAUUUCAGGGCGUCCAAUGCAUUAAAAACUCUGGUUCUAAUUUCUGGAUGUUCUAAUUUCUGAGAGUUCUAAUUUCUGAGCGUCUACUGUAAUCUCUCAAAAUCCCAUAAAUAUGGAAUAAAAAUUUAUAAAAUGUGUUCCACUAAUUCAUACACAUGGUCUUACCUGGAACUGUUGUGGUGCAGCUAUGCUACCCACUUUUAAAUGAGGGCAGACUGAUUGUGGCAGAUAACUACUAUACCAGAAUAGGUCUUGCAAAAUAUCUCAAAGAUAGAAAAACGGAUCUAUGUGGGACUUUGCGCAAAAAUAAAAGGGGUCUUCCUGAAGCAGUCACCAAGCAAAGGCUUUAACGUGGAGAUGUUGUGGCAAGGCAGAUGGAUAGCUUUGCAACUGUUUUGAAGUGGCAUGAUAAGCGCGGUGUAUUGAUGAUAUCAACGUGCCAUGACGAUGGAAUGACUAAUACUUCUUCAUGGAGAGGAAAUUCGUUAAAACCCAAUGUGGUUAUUGAUUAUAAUAACACUAAAAAUAGGAUUGACGUCGCAGAUCAGAUGAGUAGCUAUUACUCACCACUUGCGAAAAGUCUAACAUGGUAUAAGAAAAUUGCAAUAGAUUUGCUUCUUCAAGCAUCACUCGUUAACUCCAGAGUUAUUUUCAAUGGGGUAACUGGUUCAAACGUUACUAUUCUGGAAAUACAAGAGGUUAUGAUUCGUCACUGGCUUGGAGAAGUAGCAGGCAAAAAACAAAAAUCGAAGCCAUUAAACUUCCCACCAUCUACUAAACAUAGCCUCACUGAAAUACCUCGCAGAAAUGCUAAGCUUAUCCGACGUCGCUGUGUGAGUUGCUAUGCCAAAAGCAAAGAGGAAGGAAAUCCUACAAAGGCUAGACAGAUAAAUACAGAGUGCCUCGAAUGCGGAAGAGGUUACUGUUUACCAUGCUACAAUGAGUAUCACUCUAAACAUGAGAGAAAAACCAGUAAAUGACUUUGUUAAUUUUUUUGCUUCAAUUGCAAUUUUUUAAUUUAUUUGCGUCCUUUAUUUCCACUAUUUUUACUAUCAUAAUAGGCAUAAACAUGAAUUCAUAAAAAAAAAUAAAAAUUAAUAAAAAUCUAAAAAAAAAAUCACCCUGUUUUUUUUCUUUUUUUACAAACAACACAUUAUGCUCAGUAAGUCCACGCAAUAAAAUUUCAAUUUCUUCAUCUGCGUCUUUUAUUAAACUUAUUUCAAAUCAACCAAAAAAUUUGUUCAUAUACAUAUGAUACAUGGACGCUGUACACAUGGUACAAGAAAAUAAUUUUGUAUCACAUGUGAUACAUUGGACAGGGAACCUGUUAAAUAUAUAACUAUAAACCCUAAAAAUUUCGCUUUAAUCAAUUAUUUCUUUCCCUCCAAAAAAAAAAUUAAUUUUUUCACCCUCUUCUCCUUAAAUAUCCGCAUUUUUUUUUUCAAAACUCAAUAAUUAAGACAUUUCGUGUUUUAUUCUUAUAUUUUCUCCUAUAGAAAUAAAGAUAAAUUAAUUCGUAACAAUAAAAUAACAUGAAGUUAAGAAACUUACAUUUCACAUCUGUGUGCGAAUAUCUUCUUGCUUUGUUUCUGACAGCAAAACCGAUAAAAUUGGUUUCCGUGACACCCAAAACCGAUAAAAAUUCUGUUUCGAAUAUCAGACCAAUAAUGUCUGAAUUCAUGACACCUACUGCUUUUUUGAUCGGUUUCAAUUCGGAUUCCGACAACUAUCAGAUUCCACAACACCCCUGAUAAAGAUUUUCGAACUACGGGGUGACGUUGUACCGUAUACUAACUUGUAUAUCGGCCAUUAUGUGAUUUAUCCCAAUCAAAAUAAGAGAACCUGAUUUAUUCAUAACAGUGUAUCUUUGUGCCUAAAAUAGAUAAAUUUGGCGAAAACUUGGCCUAGCUAUGGGGGCUACUACAAGUAUUAUCAGGAUUUUCGAACAUCCGGCUGACUUUACUCUAUAUGAUUAGUUUUACCCCUUAAAUCAAGAGUAUAAAAUGUUCGGUUGCACUCGAACUUAGCCCUCCUUACUUGUUUCAUUUCCGUUUUUGUAUGAAAUGCCCGCAAAUAGUGUAAAUCUCUACCAGUUCUUUUACCUGGCCAAAUUGUUGCUCAUAUUAAAGUCUUUUAAUAAGUGUUUAUAUAGGACUCAGUAAACAGAGUAUCCAUGCUAAGGGUUCUUAAUGUGUACGAGAAAUCACUUAUAUAAUUAUAGUAUAAUAACAAUUACGACUGUUAAAUAAAAUUUUUACUUUAUUAUACAUUUUUUUCUUGCUGAGAAGGAUUUAACUAUUUUAAAGCAUUAUUUUUCCUGAGUACAUAUAUUUUAAUUUUGUUGUAGCUACAGUUGUUAAAGUAACGCUGCACGGACUGAAUUUAUUGCAUGUGGGAAUAAGAAAGAUUAUAAAAGUUUUAUCAGUUUGAAAUUAAUGAUGUUUGGUGAUUAAAACAAGUUCCUUUAAAUUGCAAUUAAAUCAACUAGAAUUAAAUGUAUAAUCAAUUGACUAAUCGAUUAAAAAAAUAAUUUAUAGUAGUCUACCAAUCCUAACACCGAAGAAAAUUAUUUCAUUUUAAGGCAGCUUUCCCUUGAACGUAUUCAAAUAUUCAAAACAUAUUUAUAUUUUGCAAUUACCUGAUUGAUGAUAAAGUUUUUUAUUGCAUCGAUCUGUGAACAAAAUUAAUAUUCAUGCACGCAUAGAGAUCUCCGUUAGCGAUGUUUACUUGUACAUUUUAAACAUUCAGAUCAUACACGGUCUGAAUGGGAGAUCUAAAGCCACCAGUAUGUAUGGAUGUAUUACAUAUAUUAUAAUAGCAUAAUAUGCAUAUAUCAUAAAAUAAAAACAAUACAAAAGAAGACGGCUGAUUUUAUAUUAUGUAUGGAAUUACUUUUAAAAAAUUUUAUUUUUGGUCUCUGUUAUCUACUGUUAAAUAAAAUAAAUUAAAAAUGCUUACAGAAUUUAGGGAAAAUUUACCUAAUCCUCAGUAGUAAUAAUAAUAAGUAGGUUCUUUGUUUUCUUUCACGUACAUAGAGACAUAUGUAUAUAUACAUUCUUAUUUCAAUACAAUACGUUAAUAUCAAUACUUUUAUAAAAUAAAUCAAAAAUGCUUACAGCAUUUAGGGACAAUUUAUCUAAUCCUCAUAGAAAUUGCAUCCAUGAAAUUUUGAGUAUACUUAUCUGCCACGACAAUGAUUUGAGACGCAUAAAAACGGAAUUACAUAAUCUUCAAGAUGAAUUUAAAGAGUGUGUGGAUAAAAUAAAUUUUGGGUUUCCGGGAGAAAACAAAAAGAAAUGUGAAGAAUCUGAGAAAAUUAUACUUUUAACUCGGAAAAUUACCACGAUGCACGAUGUAAACGAAUGUUUUUCAAAGAAAAUCGAAGCACUUAAGAAACACGGUGAAGAAAUUGUUAGUAAUGCACGACAAUGCAUUGCAGAUUUAAAUGCCGAAAAAUGCAAAUUCAGGCAGUUUCAUGAAAAAAGCAUCGAUUACUUAAAACGAUAUGCCAUACAAUCGGAUGAUACAACUGUCAUAAAUAAUUGUGAAAGGGAUAUUUGCGAAAUGCAUAAACUUUUUGUCAAAGAAGUUUCUUUGAUAAAGAAAUGUGAAACAGAGCUGGAAUCAUUUUUUCAAAUAUGUAUUUUACAAAAUGCAAGCAGUUGUUGUUGUUUCAAAGAUUAUAAUUGGCUACCACAAGGUAAAACCCUCCACAUAGUUGAUGGUCUUGUUGAAGAAAUAAAAUGUCUAAUGGGCACAACAUUAAGUAAAGCUUUUGCCCAGUUUUAUGUUCAUCAUUCAGCAGAAAUUAAAUCAUUUUUAGCGUCAUAUCUUAUGAACAUUGAACACAAUGAAGAAGUACUUCAAGAAAAAUUAAAUAUUUUUGGCAACUUGACUUGAAUUUAAUUAAAAUUGUUUAUCCAUAAUUAUAUUAAUAUAACUGUA